AUGAGGCGAGCUUUGAAAUUAUUGAGCGAAUCUGAAUAUCUGAGAACUCAUUCGUUAACUGAGAAAAAUCCCACAUGCAUAGAGUUCCUUAAAAAUGCUAAAGUUUAUCAGGAUCAACUGUUGAAUCAUUGGAAAUUGUUCGGAUCAGAUUCUAUUUCACACUAUAAUGAAAUUACAUCUAACGUUGAAGUGAAUAAUGACCGUCUUUCAUUUUUAAAAGACGAACAUUUUACAAAGAGAUUGGAAAAAUACAGCAAGCAAAGUAUAUGCCUGCCAGACAUGGCUAAAACUGUCUGUUAUGGAACUGAGUCAGUGCAAAAUUCGUGUUUUUUCAUAAAAUCUUCCAAAGAUAUUAAAUUAGUGACUGACUACUUUACACAUGCAUCCCGUGGACGAGAUAUGUUUUAUAAUAUACAACGGGAACGUAAAAUAUGGUGGAUGCGCUAUUCUGCUGAUCCUAGCCGGUAUGUUGUUGAGUCAUUUGAUGUAUCAGAAGAGAGCAGGGACGAAUUUACAAAGAAAUGCCAAUCAAUAACUAUAAAAUCAAAAACUUUCGGCAACACAAUUGAAAUGGAGACAAUAGUAUUAGCACAUCUAAAUGAAUUCGGUCAAUUGAAUACAAUUUUAAAUAAUGAUGUUUCAGUAGUUAGAUCCGUGGUUGAUUUAAAUUUGGCCACCGCCGGCUUACUUUUAGAUGGUGUAACUGACGAACAUGGGAGAGAUGUACUAAAGCUAAACCGAAAAUUGGCACCAUACCAGUGUUUAUUGGUGUCCGGAGAAAUUAGUAAUGAAAUUUUGAAUGAAUUAUGCGUUCAUUUAAAAUAUGUUUUAAAUCGUGCUGGACUCAGAUUGUAUGACAAUCACAUAAGUGAUGCAGAAGAUGUUGGUAGCAUUUGGAGUAAGGCUGAUGUACUUGGAAUUCCUUAUGCAGUUAUCGUUGAGAAAAAUGCUUUGAAAACAGGUCUGUUACGUUUGCGAAAUCGUGACACUACACUAUCAGAAACCAUACAUAUAAGUGAUUUGAAACCAUAUUUAUUGAAGCUUUUUAAAGAAUAA
Musca vetustissima is the source of this 1056-nucleotide messenger RNA. It is a transcript of the gene DNApol-gamma35, whose product is annotated as DNA polymerase subunit gamma-2, mitochondrial. NCBI's taxonomy places the organism in Eukaryota, Metazoa, Arthropoda, Insecta, Diptera, Muscidae. The record is from RefSeq and is a predicted model, not a curated record. The transcript has a single exon. Gene Ontology annotation, cellular component: mitochondrion; cytoplasm. Gene Ontology annotation, biological process: mitochondrial DNA replication. The coding region runs from base 1 to 1056 and encodes 351 amino acids.